ACCACUGCGGUUAUCAGGAGUUUGAAUUAGUCUGCGAAAACAAUGUCACCUCCAUCUCUCUUAAUUCUCAUAAAUAUCAUGUCAAAGCCAUCAACUACGGCAACUCCACCAUCAGGCUGGUUGAUCCUUCCGUGAGCAACCUCGACAACUGCUCUUUCCCCACCUCUUCUGCAUAUCACUAUAACUUCACCGAUCAUAGCCCUUUUCCUUACCGAACCCAGAGAUAUUUCUAUGACUAUAGGGAUGUAGCAUCGCCAAUUAAUUUGAUGAGCUGCGCAAAUCCCUUGACCAAUUCUUCCCUUUUUACUGAUAUCACUACUCAGUGUGCCUCUAAUUCAUCCCAUUCCACAUGAAACUCUCAGAGUUACCACUUGUGUGCGGAGUAGAUGUGAUAGUGAUGACAUCGUGGCAUUUUAAGGAUUUGAACAACGUUUCGCUUUCAGAAAUCCACCAUUCUCUCUUGUAUGGAUUUGAACUCUACAUCUGCCGCUGGUGCAGAGCAUCCUUAUUGUGGGACAUCCUCCCAAUUCUUGUGGUUGUUGCAGGUUUGUCAUGUGCAGGGGCAAGCCCCCCUGUAAUGCUCUUUGUAUUGGCCGCUGUAUCCCUAUUGGUAAUCAUGAAUUCGAUGUGCUUGCAGAUGCAGAGUUUGUCCGAGACGAUCUUCGAAAUGUCAUUGCUGUAUCACUAAUGGGUGCGCUGUUGAUUUAUGCUGUAGUUACUAUAUUAAGUUGUGAUUUACUAAACAGCCUAUCUUUUAAGGAAUGAACGAAUCAUGAAAGAAAAUGCAUAGUAAAAAACACAAGCAUGUUUUUAUCUGUACAUAUAGAAUCAUAGUUACUAGAGUAAAAAGAUGAUAGCAAUAAAGGCAAAGCAAACAUUUGAAGAACUCUAUUUUUCAUUUUCCAAUCUUCUCUCAGGCGUCAUCAUGUGUGCAACAACUACAAGAUUCAUCAUUUUUCCUUGGCUUUGUGGUUUUUGAUCUACAAAUUCCGGAGGAGGCAUUUAUCCAUAUUUGACGCAAUACAAAGCGACAACAAACUCACCCAUGUUAGAUACUCUUAUUCUCACAUCAAGAAGAUGACCAAAUGUUUUCAAGAAAAACUAGGCCAAGGUGGCUAUGGUUCUGUUUACAAAGGAAAACUUCGAAGUGGCACUCAUGUAGCUGUAAAACUACUCGAAAAAUCAGGAACAAAUGGGCAAGACUUUAUGAAUGAAAUUGCAACUAUUGGAAGGAUCCAUCAUGUGAAUGUCGUGAAAUUAGUUGGAUAUUGUGCUGAAAGAUCCAAACGCGCCCUUGUAUUUGAUUUCAUGCCCAAUGGUUCCUUGGAGAAGUACUUAUUCAAUCAAGAAAAAAUUGAUUUCUUGAAUUGGGACAGAAAGUUUGAUAUUGCUGUGGGAGUGGCUCGUGGGAUUGAAUAUUUGCACCGAGGGUGUGACAUUCAGAUCCUGCAUUUUGAUAUCAAGCCUCACAAUGUACUUCUUGAUGAUAACUUCAUCCCAAAAAUAUCAAAUUUUGGGCUUGCAAAAUAUUUCUCCACAGAAAAGAAUUGUGUGACCUUGACUGCGGCCAGAGGAACCAUAGGCUAUGUUGCUCCUGAGCUAAUCAACAGAAGUAUCGGCGCAGUCUCAUACAAAGCUGAUGUCUAUAGCUUUGGGAUGCUGCUGAUGGAAAUGGUGGGCUUAAAGAGAGACUCAAUCGGAAACAAUGGUGAUUCUAGCAAGUAUUUUCCAUAUUGGAUAUACGACCACUUUAAUCAAGGCACGUACAUUGAAAUGGGAAAUGUUGAUGAAAAUGACAUCACGAGGAAAGUUGUUCGAAAGAUGACAAUAGUUGCAUUAUGGUGCAUACAGAUGAGGCCAGAUGAUCGUCCAUCAAUGAAUAAAGUGUUGGAAAUGUUGGAAGGAGAUGUUGAGCGUUUGCAGAUUCCUGAGUACCCGUCUUAGUCUACUCAGAUAGUAGUAAAUGUGGAUCACACAGGAACUACAUAUUCGACUGAUUCGGUAUCAUUACUACAUCAUAAUGAUGCUUCGUCCAGUGUCGACAUCACUGUGCAAGAGUGAUCAAGUUUGCAGAAGCAGCCAUGGACAUAUAUAUCAAAGCUGGAAUACUUUGCAAUUCACUUGCUGCAAAUGACAUAUGAGAUAUGUAUAAAAACGUUUGUUGUAGUACUUGUGAAGAUAGAAAACAAGUAAUUGAAUAAGCUGAUUUAUAGGUAACAAUGUUAUGAAUGUCUCUACAUAGUUUUCUUUAUUCUCCUCUUUGCUUAUGAAGCAUGACAGCAUUUGGUGCA
Molecule: messenger RNA, 2291 nt
Organism: Salvia miltiorrhiza (redroot sage)
Lineage: Eukaryota; Viridiplantae; Streptophyta; Magnoliopsida; Lamiales; Lamiaceae
Product: rust resistance kinase Lr10-like
Exons: 3
Coding region: 1078-1944 (288 amino acids)
Biological process (GO): protein phosphorylation
Molecular function (GO): protein kinase activity; ATP binding
Source: RefSeq, a predicted model, not a curated record